GUAGACAGUCUCAUUGAGAGCUCGCGUCUUCAGUCCAAGACCGUCUCUCAUAUCCCGCAAUCCGAGUGGAAAGACUACUUCUCUUCUUCCCACGCUGCGUCCGUCAAGAAUGAGACUGCGAGACUGCUCCACUUUCAGUAUAACCUCGCGCCCUGGAUUGAAGCGGGAGAUCUAGGCUCCUUGUUUUGCACCGAGCUUAUGCUACUCGCACAGAAAAGACGGCCGAUCAUGUCCGCAAUAUCCUCGGCUGCUUCCAGCCAGCUGCAAAGAUCUGAUCCGACAUAUAGAGCCUCUACGAUACCUCGGCGAGACCCCGGCUCGUCUUUUGACCUUGAGGAGCCGCGAGUUAGACGGAUUGGACUUGCCUUGCUCGCCGUGGGAGAGCUAUUCACUCUGAGUCCAUCUCAAUGGAGAAGGCUCUCUUUUUUCCAGUCGGGUGAGCUAUCGAGAGAUGACAGCAGCUUUUCGGGGAUUGGGGAGCCGCUUGGAACCCUGUUGCUGUUUCAUUCCAGAGUUGCAUCAUUGUUGACUGAUCAGCCACCGCUGACAUCUCUGGAUCUCAUAAUGACUCGCGACCCAGCAGACCGUGCCUUGCCACCGUCAACCAAGUCCAUCUACAACGCUUGUCUAAUCCAGCUUGCGAGCUGUCUCCAGCUGCUCAAUGGCAACAGCAUCGCUUCCAGCUCCCCUCCUUUCUUCACGUCGGCGACGCAGGAGACAUUGUCCCCAGGGGCAGGCUCCUAUUUCUCGUCUAAAUGGUCCUCACUAUGGUCGAGUUGCCAGCAGUGGUACCAUGGCCGCCCCGUCGAAAUGCAGCCGAUUCUAGAGAUUCGCAGCGUUGAAGCCGGCCAAAUCGACGCCGACAACGAUUCCUCUUUUCCGAUCCCCGUUUACACGAGCUCGAUUGCUCUCCAAUGCAACAUUGUCUACCACAUAUCAUCACGCCUCCUUUUGCAGCGCAAACCUCGGCUCUUGCGCCUCUCUAGCCGACAGCGCCAUCUUUUGUCGUUAAGCUGGCACGCUCAACAAAUCGCCGGAGCCGCAACGCGCAACGAGUUUGCCGAGCAGUGGGAUCCCAUCCUCAUCGUCGGGCUGCUGUGGAUCGCCAGGGACAUGACGCAUCCAUCGCAGCAGGAGUCGCUCAUAUCGUGCUUCCGCCGGAUAUCAUCCACCAUGGGCAUAAAGCUGGACGAAGAAAUCCAGGCGCUGAGAGCGAGAUGGAGCAGUUCGCAGCACGCCAGGGGCUACCAGUUCUCUGGCUGA
Trichoderma citrinoviride is the source of this 1263-nucleotide messenger RNA. RefSeq lists its product as hypothetical. The annotation marks the transcript as partial. The record is from RefSeq and is a predicted model, not a curated record. The transcript has 2 exons. NCBI's taxonomy places the organism in Eukaryota, Fungi, Ascomycota, Sordariomycetes, Hypocreales, Hypocreaceae.